AUGCCAGCCAUGUACCAUAUGAUGCCCUUCAUGUACCCACCCAUGUACCCAGGCAUGCCGAAUGCACAGCCACCUCCACCCAUCGCCACUGCAGAGAAGGGCCGGGGUAAACAGAUGCCGGGAAAGAGCCAGAAAGACAAUAAGAAGCGUCGUGGGAAAGCCAAGAGCAGCAAAGAAGAAACUCCACCUCCGCAAGCAGACGUGGACCAAAACUGCAGUCCAGAACUCCUGCUGGUGCGCAAUGCUCAAGGAAAUGCGGUCAGAGCCAAGAUCACCCUGCAGGAGGCACUUCCAAAUUUGCUCGAGUUUGCCCAAGAUCAACACGGGAGCCGUUUCUUACAGAACAAGCUCGACGAAGCAAGCUCGGAAGAAAGACAACUGGUGUUUGAUGGAGUUUGUUCUGAAGAUGCUGAUCCUGAUGCUGUGUUGCUGGCUAAAGACGUGAGUGGCAACUUCGUGGUGCAGAAACUCUUCGACAUAGGCAAUCCGGACCAAAAGAAGAUCCUCGCAGAGAAGCUGCAGCCUGAAAUCGCGAGUCUGGCGAAAGAUAACUACGGUUGUCGAGUGGUGCAGAAGGCCAUUGGCGCCGUGUCCAAGGACCUGCAGGUGUUCUUGGCUUCCUCGCUGCAGGGUAACGUCGCAGAGUGCAUCAUCAACAUGCAUGGCAAUCAUGUGAUACAGAAAUGCAUCGAGCAGAUGCCGCCUGAUUCGGUCAGCUUCAUUAUUCAUGCGGUGGAAAACGACACUGCGAGCUUGGCCUCGCACAUUUAUGGGUGCCGAGUCAUCCAGCGCCUCCUGGAGCACUGUGGUGCAGCCCAGCUAACGGAAAUGCUGGAGAGAGUUCUCUUGAAUGCAGAGACACUGGCAAAGAACCAGUUUGGCAACUACGUGGUGCAGCACAUGCUGGAGCACGGGCGCCUGCAGGACAAGGAAGCCAUCAUCGACAUCGUCAGGAGAAACAUUGUGGAGUUUGCCAUGGACAAGCACUCCAGCAAUGUUGUCGAGAAAUGCUUUGAGAUUGCCACAAUUGGGGAGCAUGCAACACAGCUAGAAACAAAGCGAGCGCAGUUGAUCGACGCAGUGCUGGGUGCUGGGGACGCGACGAGUCCUCUCUGCGAGAUGAUGACUCACAGGUACGGAAACUAUGUCGUGCAGCGCAUGAUGGAACAUAGUCGUGGAACAGAGAGGGAACGCAUUUGGAGAACUUUAAAUGCGCUUCCCAUUGAUUAUCGGUCAAAUCAGCAUGGUAUGCACAUCAUGAAUGCCCUGCAGAAGGGAUUCAAGGAGUUCACGCCAGACCAAUCAAGUGGCAGCUAA
Molecule: messenger RNA, 1317 nt
Organism: Symbiodinium pilosum
Lineage: Eukaryota; Dinophyceae; Suessiales; Symbiodiniaceae
Source: the annotation of a GenBank genome assembly